Molecule: messenger RNA, 519 nt
Organism: Erythranthe guttata (spotted monkey flower)
Lineage: Eukaryota; Viridiplantae; Streptophyta; Magnoliopsida; Lamiales; Phrymaceae
Product: Histone superfamily protein
Cellular component (GO): nucleosome
Molecular function (GO): DNA binding; protein heterodimerization activity; structural constituent of chromatin
Source: RefSeq, a predicted model, not a curated record
CUCUUCAAUCUCUCAAUUGAAAAAUGUCAGGGCGCGGAAAGGGCGGCAAGGGUUUGGGGAAGGGCGGAGCCAAACGACACCGUAAGGUGCUCAGGGAUAACAUCCAGGGCAUCACCAAGCCGGCUAUCCGCCGUUUGGCUCGCAGAGGCGGCGUCAAGCGUAUCAGCGGCCUCAUCUACGAGGAGACACGUGGCGUCCUGAAGAUCUUCCUUGAGAACGUCAUCCGCGACGCCGUUACUUACACCGAGCACGCUCGCCGGAAAACCGUCACGGCCAUGGAUGUCGUUUACGCUCUCAAGAGGCAGGGCCGUACUCUCUAUGGAUUCGGUGGUUAGGGUUUCAAUUGAUGGAUGUUUAGGACUAAGCUUUCUAUUCCUAGUAGUUUUAUUAGAUGAUUAGGGUUUAUCGACUGUGGGCUCUGUAAUCAGAUUCCCCCCCCCCCUUUUUUUUUUCCUCCCGAAAUGAAUAUUAAAUUCUCAAUAUAUCUUUCAAUUUAUGCUAUUUCUCGAUUCCAAUUGA